AUGGCGGACGAUGCAGCAACAACAGAGGUAGACCCGCUGAGUGACCCGCGAGAGCAACGAGUACUCCUUGCCGCCCUCAACUCCUUCAGACAAUACCGACAAGCCGCCCACUACAACAUAACCCACCUCCGCCGGCAAUCCUUCUACAGCCUGCCAGCACAACACCUAGACCUCCUGUGCGAAGAGCCCUUCGACAUCCCCAGCUUCCUCCGCCAAGUGGACGCCGCAAUCGACUCCAACGCCGACCUCGCCGAAGCAAUCUACAACAAUGCCCUCCAAAUGUUCGACAUCGACCCUACUGACCCCUCAAACUCCACAUCUACCACGCCCGGGGAUAUGGACAAAGCGCAGUCCACCUUGAAGCAACUGUAUCGUGACUGGUCCUCGGAAGGUCAAGCAGAGCGUACGGCCUCCUACACCCCGGUCCUCGAAGCGUUAGAAACGUACCUCCCCGCCACCCCUCCACAACGACAUCAAUACCAGAUCCUCGUCCCCGGCGCCGGACUUGGACGUCUCUUAUUCGAUAUCGUAGGGGCAGGCUACACGGCCUCUGGAAACGAGAUCUCGUACCACCAAACCAUGGCGUCGGCGUACAUCCUCAACGCUUGCCAGCGAGCCGGGCAGCAUGGACUAUUUCCGUGGGUGCAGGGGUUUAGUAAUCAUUUCUCCCGUGAGGACCAGCUGCAGAAAGUAAAGGUGCCGGAUGUUCUGCCUGCGGAAGCGUUACAUGCGGCGGGGGAGUCGGAGGUGCAUUGGAGUCAGCGGAUGAGUAUGGCGAGUGGGGAUUUCUGCGUGGUGUAUAGGGAGGCGGAUUAUGAGGAUGUGUAUGAUGCUGUGACGACUUGCUUCUUCAUCGAUACAGCGCCUAACCUAAUUCACUACAUCGAAACCGUUAAGCACUGCUUGAAGCCUGGUGGGCUCUGGAUCAACCACGGACCGCUGCAGUGGCAUUUCGAGUCCACUCAGACGCCCGCGGAGGCGGCCAAAGACGAGGACGGCGCAUCUCUCGCCGAAGAGAAGGGGCUUGGGUCAACGAAAGCCAACGAAGGUAUCGGCGAACCAGGCUCCUUCGAGCUCACAGACGUCGAGGUCCGGCAGCUACUGGUGCGGUUGGGGUUUGAGGUGGUGAUGCGGGGUGUGGCGCCUGGUGGACGGACUGGGUAUAUCCAGAACCCGCAAAGCAUGCUGCAGACCGCUUACCGACCGUCGUUCUGGGUGGCGAAGAAGCUGUGA
This is a messenger RNA of Saxophila tyrrhenica, 1233 nucleotides long. RefSeq lists its product as uncharacterized. The coding region runs from base 1 to 1233 and encodes 410 amino acids. The transcript has 4 exons. Gene Ontology annotation, molecular function: S-adenosylmethionine-dependent methyltransferase activity. Lineage: Eukaryota; Fungi; Ascomycota; Dothideomycetes; Mycosphaerellales; Extremaceae. The record is from RefSeq and is a predicted model, not a curated record.